This is a messenger RNA of Gasterosteus aculeatus aculeatus (three-spined stickleback), 453 nucleotides long. RefSeq names its product general transcription factor IIH, polypeptide 5 (gene gtf2h5). Lineage: Eukaryota; Metazoa; Chordata; Actinopteri; Perciformes; Gasterosteidae. The record is from RefSeq and is a predicted model, not a curated record. Gene Ontology annotation, biological process: transcription by RNA polymerase II; transcription initiation at RNA polymerase II promoter; nucleotide-excision repair. Gene Ontology annotation, cellular component: transcription factor TFIIH holo complex; transcription factor TFIIH core complex.
AAUUUGGGGAUCUCAGAAGAUUGUCCCUCGGGUCGCACCGUACGUCCUCGCACCGCUCUGUAACAACAGCUAUCAGCGUCGACUGCUGAACCUCUACCUGUCAACAUGGUCAACGUACACAAAGGUGUCCUUGUUGAAUGUGAUCCUGCCAUGAAACAGUUCCUCCUCCACCUGGAUGAAAAAAUGGCCCUGGGCAAGAAGUUCAUCCUCAAGGACCUUGAUGAUACUCACGUCUUCAUCCUCGCAGAGGUGGUCCAGACUCUGCAGGAGAGAGUGGGCGAGUUAAUGGACCAGAAUUCAUUCACCAUCACGCAGAAAUGACAAACGUCUUCCUUCUGGAACCGGGGACCGUUUAAGAGUUUGUUGUUAAAUGGCCAAUGUUUGCAUUGUUUUAACUGUAGACCAAAAUGGCACUGUUUUUUGUUACAAUAAAUGUGAAAAGUGUGACCUAAA